Molecule: messenger RNA, 3196 nt
Organism: Sorghum bicolor (sorghum)
Lineage: Eukaryota; Viridiplantae; Streptophyta; Magnoliopsida; Poales; Poaceae
Exons: 9
Coding region: 1364-3196 (610 amino acids)
Source: RefSeq, a predicted model, not a curated record
UCCAUCGAUCUAAUAAUCUCCUACAUAUUACUACAACUAAAAAGACUAAAACUGGGACAUUUCUUUGGUGCGGUUUUAGUUUUCGUCAGCCUGCCCCUCGCGCCGUGCGUCCGCAGCGGAAUUGACUUAGAAACCCCCCCACCCCCCUCCGUAAUCACCUCCCCCUUUCCCACCGUGAGCAACAGCGCCCCCGAUCCAACCCCGCAUCACCGCCUCGCGCAAGCCAGCCCCCAGAUCCCCUUGCUCCGUGAUCUGCGUCGUCCCUCGUCGCCGGUGGCGUCGUCCCUGGUCGCCGGUGAGUCCCUGGUCGCCGGUGGGCUGCCAGGUUGCUGGUGAAACAGUGUCAAAGCCCGCUUGCACGGCCGCAAGGUUGCACGACCCAUGUUGCUACAUUCCCAAAGGAGAAGAGCUUGGCAUUGGGCUAUUAGACUGUAAAGCUUGCAGGUUGGUCUACACAUCCAGGGUACAUUAAUUAUCAAACAUCUUUAUGAUCCCGGACCUGAGUUAGGCAUUCUCUUGGAGGGGAAUUCUGUGGGUUUAACGUCAUCAGACUGGGGAAGAAUAAUUUGAUCAUAAUGAAAGAUAUGCAAAAUAAUGAAGGUCGUACACCUUUUGAAGACUUGACAAACACCAUCAAUUGUGGUGGCCAGUCAACAUCAAAUUCAGGAGAACAAAUUGAUGAACGUGUGCAACGUAAAAGGGAAAGAGAAAAAGCACGAAGUGCAUCAAUGACUCAAGAACAAAGAGAUGAUAAAAAUAAAAAACUUAGGGAAAAGUAUCAUCAAGAAAAGUCUGAAAAAAUGCAAUACGUCGUGAACGAUAUCAUCAGAAAAAAAACAUGUAAACCUUGGUUUAUGAAUUCAAUAUUGUCAUUUUUAAGUUUAUUUAAAAUAUACUGAAGUAUAUGUUGACCAGUUGUAGUUGAAUCAACCAUGAAAAACUAUGAUGGCGAUGAAGAUAGUGAUUGGCUACAUCGAGACACCUCACCCAUGCAUAUUGAUAAAGAUAACACAUGUAUCGAUUUGGGCUUUUUUCCUUGUACUAAUUUUAUUUUCUUAUGCUUGUAUGAUGUCGAGGACAAGGUUAAUACAAUUUUAUUAUAUAUAUGUAGAUGAUUACUCCAAUAUAUGUAUAGAUCAAAGCGGCAUGAUUGACAUUACGGAUGCAUCACCUGAUCUAAACCUAGGUACAAUGUAGUUUCAUUAAUGUUAAUUGUUUGAAAAGGAAACGUGACCUGCGCAAUCCAAUUAUUGUUCAUUCUGUAUUAUAUUUAGGUCCUAUAAAUGCAUCCACUUCCAUCAACAAUGUUGUCACGUGUCCAAAAGAGCGUAAGCGUGAGGUAGAAAGAGCACGAAGGGCUGCAAUGUCUCUUGAACAAAAGGCGUUAUUAAAUAAGAGACGACGUGACUUGUAUGCACAGAAAAAUGCUGCAAGAAAACUGCAAAUGACUCCACAAGAAAAGAAGGUGAAACGAAAAGAGAGCAAGAAAAAAUACAAUACGAUGGUGAGGGAAAACCGAGCCAACAAUUUGCAUCCGGACUCAAUUGCUAUGGAGAGCCCUCACUUCAACCCUCAAAUUAUUUUUCCUGCUUCACCUCAAUCGUCUGAAGCGCCUCUAGAUGAUAUGGAAAUACCUGAAUUCGGUGGCACGCCUGUCCACAUUGCACCAACUGUAGUUCAAAAUCCAGAAGUUCAGACCCCUGAAUUGGUUGCGGCACAGACCAUACAUAGACAUCGAGUGACCAAUGGCGAGAGAAAUGCCCUUCUAUCCCGUCGCAAUCGGGUUUUUGAAGCAAACAUUGGAGCAAGGGCUAGAGGGGCGGAUGAAAAAUGCAACGAUUCGAACGGACUGACUCAACCGAGUGUUGUUUGCAACGAUGGUGUCACCCAACAAACUCCAAUUCAAGCACCUAAUAAUUGUAAUGGCACACAAACACAACCGUCUGUAGCUGACGGUACCUCUUCAAUGCCUCCAUAUAGUGCACAAGAUCAUACAUCAGACUCUAUGGUCGAGGAUGACUAUGACGAAGAUGUCAUAUUUGAGGAGGACGAGGAAGAGGAUGAGGCAUACUUUUUCGCCGGUCAAGAAGACGAGGAUGAGGGAACCGAUGUCGACACAUAUGAGCAAGAGAAUCAUGAGCCUGAUGUCCCAGAUCCAUAUGACCGGGUCUAUGCUAAUGUCCCAUCAGAGUCGCACAUGUUACCCUCGGUGCCGAACUGCAAGCACUGUAACGCAAAGAAAUUCGAUGGCGAACCCCCCGGAUUCUGUUGUAGGGGUGGAAAGAUUCAUCUUUCAAGUCCUGAGACACCACCAGAGCUCAUGAGGUUGUGGUCAAGCUCGGACGCUGAUGCUAGGCACUUUCGUGCAAACAUCAGAUACUUCAACGGCCACUUCUCUUUCACGUCUUUGUACUGCCACCUAGAUCGUAUCACCACUAACAUGCGAAUCUGUGGUGUCUACACAUUUCGUGCCCAUGGUCAGAUUUACCAUAACAUACGAUCAUUUGGUAAAGAGGAGGGUGUCGAAAAAAGACACCUCGAACUUUAUUUUUAUGAUGACGACCCAUCCCUCGAGCAUCGCAUGAGCAAGUGUCGUGAGCAAUGCGCCCAAAAAGAUAGAGAAGUUAUACAACAGUUGGUCGGGAUCCUUGAAGGGAAUCCUUACUCUCAGCAACUAAGGAGUAUGGGUCAUGUUGAAAACCUCGAGGAUUACCGAGUUGAGCUGAACCUUGACCAACGCCUUGAUCAAAGAACAUAUAAUGUGCCGUUGACAUCAGAGGUGGCCGCCGUAUGGGUUGAGGGUAGUGAGCGUCAUGGCCAAUUCGAGCAUAGUGUUCUCCUCCAAGGGAAGGAUCGGUCUAUACAUGGCAUCCGCUCAUAUAAUGCAUGCUACGACUCACUAUCAUACCCGUUGUUCUUUCCAAAGGGUGAGCUCGGGUGGCACAAUUGCAUUCCAAAAGUGGGUGUAACUAUGGCUCAAAUUGAUCGAGCUCGAGCAACCCGUAAAAGGCGUGCUGAGAAUGGUGACGACGAUGGAGGUAAAUUGAUCUUUUUUCAAUUAUGCAAAGUAAACUCUUUCUGCAAACUCAUGAUACUAAUUCAAACAAUGUCUCUUUGUAGAACCUGUUUCAAAUACAUGUGUCUCAGUACGCGACUACUAUUGCUACAAGUUUCAGAUGCGGCCAGGGAUAUUUAA